AUGGCCUUUUACUACGGUGUGAGCGGAGGACAGCCGUCGUCGGGGGCGGCAUGGGGGGCGCCGGCGGGCACCAGGCCGUGGACCAAGGCGGAGGACAAGGUGUUCGAGGGCGCGCUGGUGAUGUUCCCGGAGCACUUGCCGAACCGGUGGGCGCUGGUGGCGUCGCGGCUGCAUGACCGCACGCCGCAGGAGGCCUGGGAUCACUACCAGGCGCUGGUCACCGACGUCGACCUCAUCGAGCGCGGCAUGGUCGAGGCCCCAGACUCCUGGGACGACGACGCGGCCGCCGGAGAGGGCCGCGCCGGCCGCGGCCGCGGGGGUGGCAGCGGAGAGGAGCGCCGCCGCGGGGUGCCGUGGACCGAGGACGAGCACAGGCUGUUUCUGGAGGGGCUGGAGAAGUACGGGCGCGGCGACUGGCGGAACAUCUCGCGGUGGUCGGUGAAGACGCGGACGCCGACGCAGGUGGCCAGCCACGCGCAGAAGUACUUCAUCCGCCAGGCCAGCGCCGCCAGCCGCGGCGACAGCAAGCGCAAGAGCAUCCACGACAUCACCGCCCCGUGA
This is a messenger RNA of Miscanthus lutarioriparius, 561 nucleotides long. Lineage: Eukaryota; Viridiplantae; Streptophyta; Magnoliopsida; Poales; Poaceae. The record is from the annotation of a GenBank genome assembly.